AUGGGAUCCAGAGCCUCCACGUUACUCCGAGAUGAGGAAAUCGAAGAAAUUAAGAAGGAGACCGGCUUCUCGAACCCACAAUCCCUGGAUUUCCAGAAGAUCCCGGAGUUGGCCAUCAAUCCGCUGGGAGACAGAAUCAUCAACGCGUUCUUCCCUGUGGGAGAGGACCAGGUGAACUUCCGGGGCUUCAUGCAGACUCUGGCUCACUUCAGACCGAUCGAGGACAACGAGAAGAGCAAAAACGCCGCCGUCAGCGAGCCGCUCAACAGCAGGACCAACAAGCUGCUCUUUGCUUUCCGUCUGUAUGACCUGGACAGAGAUGACAAAAUCUCCCGGGACGAGCUGCUGCAGGUCCUGCGGAUGAUGGUCGGCGUAAACAUUUCAGACGAUCAGCUCGGCAGCAUCGCCGACCGGACCAUACAAGAGGCGGACACGAAUGGAGAUAACUCCAUUUCCUUCACUGAAUUCAUCAAGGUCUUGGAAAAGGUUGACGUGGAGCAGAAAAUGAGCAUCCGGUUCCUACACUAAGUAUCUUUAAAAAAAUAUAUUAUUAUUAGUCAUCAUUUCUUUGAGUUGAGCUUCAACAUGUCAGUUGAUUUCAGAACACGACCCCGUCCAGCCUGCCGGCUGCUGUGGCCCGCACGCCGAGAACACGCCGCCAGACCGGGCGCUGCGUAGAUAACGUCAGUUUCUGCCGCUGCUCCCAAAACAAAAGGGGGAAGCCGCGUGCCUCGGGUUGUUUUUUUGCACCGUCACUA
Pseudoliparis swirei is the source of this 758-nucleotide messenger RNA. RefSeq names its product calcineurin B homologous protein 1-like. The transcript is spliced from 2 exons. NCBI's taxonomy places the organism in Eukaryota, Metazoa, Chordata, Actinopteri, Perciformes, Liparidae. Gene Ontology annotation, molecular function: calcium ion binding. The coding region runs from base 1 to 528 and encodes 175 amino acids. The record is from RefSeq and is a predicted model, not a curated record.